AUGAAGUCGUUGGCGGACCUGUUCCGUAGGUGCGCUGUCCUAUCGCAACAAGACCGCGAUGCAAUGCUCAGUGGAAUCCACCAGAAGUGGGAUGCUGAAGCAGUGGAAGAGUACGGCAAGUGGCGCACCGUGAAGAUGGAGGAUGGUGACACAUACUAUCUCAACUCAGUGACGCGCGAGGCGAUGUGGGAGAACCCAGCAGGCGUUUUCUUGCCAGGCCACUACAUGCGAGUCAAGGCCAUUGAGCGACUCCGCGACCACGGCUAUGUGAAAGGCCUUGGCAGCAGAGCGUGCAUCGCAUUUUCCAGCUGCAGCUUGGAUCGCGAGAUAGAUGACGAAUCCGAGCCUUCAGAAUGGAGAUUGGACUUGGAAGCUCCUGAAACACCCUGGGUCAGCUGCGCGUGA
Molecule: messenger RNA, 405 nt
Organism: Prorocentrum cordatum
Lineage: Eukaryota; Dinophyceae; Prorocentrales; Prorocentraceae
Source: the annotation of a GenBank genome assembly